AUGAAGAACCUCCUCCUCAUACUCGCCGGCAUCGCCUCCCUUACCACCGGCAGCGUUGUCGUCAACCCUCAAGACGCCGUCUACAAGGUCCGCGAGGCCAUCGCCGAGAAGGAGCGCCGCAACGACGACUACACCCAGACCCGGGCCGCCAAGGGCACCAUCCCCCUCCACCGUCGCGAGUGCGAAAUCUCAUGCCCCAUCAACCUCUACUGGUGCAAGUACGCCCCCUACAACUACAAGUGCGACCGCAACGGCAAGCUGCAGUCGGACAGGCGCAACGAGGACUGCGAGCAGGCGACCUAUGGCUGCUGGUGCGGCUGCGACUGGCGCGCCCCGGGCAUUGAGAAGAAGGAUGGCCCUGAAUCUGCGGCGGAGGCCUAA
This is a messenger RNA of Colletotrichum destructivum, 381 nucleotides long. RefSeq lists its product as uncharacterized. The record is from RefSeq and is a predicted model, not a curated record. The coding region runs from base 1 to 381 and encodes 126 amino acids. Lineage: Eukaryota; Fungi; Ascomycota; Sordariomycetes; Glomerellales; Glomerellaceae. The transcript is spliced from 2 exons.